This is a messenger RNA of Klebsormidium nitens, 1981 nucleotides long. The record is from the annotation of a GenBank genome assembly. Lineage: Eukaryota; Viridiplantae; Streptophyta; Klebsormidiophyceae; Klebsormidiales; Klebsormidiaceae.
AGGCAUGCUCACGUGGCAUCCCUUGUGGCACCAAUGGCGCAAAAGUGGCGCAAAACUGGCAAAAGUGGCAGCUCUUCUCAAGAGCAGCGAAGGCAGGCUGCAGCUUGGAACAGGUCCCUAGCUGUGCUUCAAUGCAAAAGAGGAGUUUCUGGAGUUAUGCAGGGGGUCCCUGACAUGCAUUUGCGGUUACGCAGUUAAGUAGCCGCUAGAUUUUUGUUCUGCUGCAAAGAGAUAGCGAUUUGAUGAGAGGAAAGUGCUCUGACCAUCUUUUUCGUGCGGAGAUCCGUGCCCCGUUCAGCCCAGCCAUUUCACAGAAUACAAGAGCCGUUUGAGGAACGUCAGAUUGAGAAAGGGUAGAAAAGCAGCUGGUCACAUUUGAUUUGCUAGCUUCUCUCACAGCAAUUAGCAGUUUGCUCAGCCUCUACUUCGUGUCAUCUUGCGCUUCUGUCUUUUGCUUGUGAGGCGCGUAUAUAUAAGGGGCUGGCGUGGUAUAAGAGAUGGCCGCUGCGGCAAGGUGGCAGAGGGCCGGGCUGGCUGAGUACUCCUUCCAAUGCAUCAGAUCCGGGAACAUCUUUACAAAGGGCCGAUGCAUAGGGCCUGCUGUUACCCCAUGCAGAAAGUGCGGAUGCGAGCUGGACAGAAGUGCGCGACAUCAGAGCCAACGGCAAGGGCAGAGAGCACAUACUCAGAAAAGUUUUCAGAGCACUUUCAUUGGACGGAACAUUGGUCUUUGGCAUAGAAACACGAGGAGCACUGGAAAGCGGGCCUUCUCUGUGCACGCCACCCUGACGCGUCCCGUAGAGCACACGAGUCUAGUUGCGGAGGAUCCUCCAGGGCUGCUUGCUUAUGAGUUGGUACAGGGCGCACUGGUGCGAUGGUCAGACAACAACGGAAAGCGGACGCCGGCACCUCCAACGGCGGUGUUACUGCACGGGAUCCUGGGGGGCCGACGAAACUGGAGUUCUUUUGCGCGGCGCCUUGCGCAAGAGUUCCCGAACUGGCAGUUCCUUUUAGUCGACCUCCGAUGUCACGGCGAGUCUGCCGCAGUCAGGCGUCCGGGGCCCCACAGCGUUGACACCGCCGCACUAGACGUCCUCCAGCUGAUCGUGCAACUGAAGCUCGUUCCCCGCAUGCUCAUCGGGCACAGCUUCGGCGGCAAGGUGGCGCUCAGUAUGGUGGAGCAAGCGAAGAAGCCGCUAGCACAGCCAGUACAGGUGUGGGUGUUGGACGCCACGCCGGGCCUCGUCCGAGCGGGGCUGGACGAAGAGGACCACCCCGCGGAGCUGAUUGCCGCACUGAAAAAGAUGCCCAAACUAGUUCCGGACAGGCGGUACAUCAUAGACCGGCUGAUCCAGGAGGGCUUCUCCCCCGGCAUCGCCCAGUGGAUGACCACCAACCUUAAAAAGACGGAAAACGGCUACGGCUGGGUAUUCAACUUGGCCGGCAUUUCGGACAUGUACCGGUCGUACGAAGACACGUACCUCUGGCGGAUAGUGGAAGACGUUCCCGCGGGUAUUCACAUCAACUUCCUCAGGGCGGAGCGCAGCCUCCACCGGUGGCACCGCGACGAUAUCGACCGAAUCUACUUCGCCGAGCACGCCGCAAACUGGCAGGGGGGCGCUGGGGGCGUCCAAAUGCACGUGCUGGCGGACGCUGGACACUGGGUCCAUACGGACAACCCGGAAGGGCUGUUCCGGAUACUGGCCCCGUCGUUUGGGCCGACGCAAAGCCGGCAGCACGUGUUGCAAGACUAGCAGGCCCGGUGCACGAAUAUUAUGUCGCUGUGUUUGAAAGGUUCGAAUGAAACGAUGCCAUGUAGGUGAUUUCAAUAACUAUGUUGACGAGUGUAGAGCUGUUCCAAAUGGUGCAGCCACCGCUUGUCUUAAACAACAAAUCCAACUGAUGUGGUGGCCGAAGAUAUGGCCCGGGCUACACGCUCAAAGAAAGCUUCCUGCCACUGACACGCACUGCCUGGCUCGGC